This is a messenger RNA of Magallana angulata, 4049 nucleotides long. Its product is annotated as influenza virus NS1A-binding protein homolog A-like. The transcript is spliced from 12 exons. Lineage: Eukaryota; Metazoa; Mollusca; Bivalvia; Ostreida; Ostreidae. The record is from RefSeq and is a predicted model, not a curated record. Gene Ontology annotation, molecular function: protein binding. Bases 447 to 2531 code for a protein of 694 amino acids.
UCAAAGGGGAAACUAUGAACAUAUUAAUGAAAGUAUUUAAUAAAGUGCAUACAGUGUUGUUUACAUGGGAUGUUUUACUGAAGUAGAGCUCAUGGAGGAAACCAAUCAAUAUCCAGUGUGUUGACACACCCACAAUGGCACUGGUUAUGAAUUCUGGGAUCAUCCCUUUUGCCAUUUGGCUGCCGAUUUAAAUGAAUCCUCUUGACCUUGAAAGUCAGCUAGAUGCUUCAGGAUAAUUCUUUUAGGUCUUGCUGAAAAAUCCAAUAGAGUUUACAAAUCAACUAGUUGGUUUAAGUCUCACUAUGGAAUAAACAUGUAUGAUCAAUGCUCUUGGAUUGGGUUUAAUUUAAAAGACACAGAUUAUCACGAAUCAAGUACAGAUACUUUAAUAAAGAAGAGAUGUGCUGAGCUUUAGCGACCAAUUGUCAGGAUUAUCAGCCAACAGUAUGGAGUCGGAAUUGAUAGAAGACUGUAAAAAAGCUCCGUUGAGCUUUGAAAACCCUGGCUAUGAGAAAUCGUUACUAUUUGGACUCUGUAAGCUACGCAAGGAAAAGCAGCUGUGCGAUGCUCUUAUGGUGGUAGGGGCCCACGAGUACCCUGUCCAUAGGGCUGUACUAGCCUCAGCCAGUCCCUUUUUCCUCCACAUGUUUGAGAAGAAAGAAAAAGAGAAGAGCUUUGUUCUGAAAAAUGUGGAUGAUCAUCACAGUUUUGAGUAUUUACUAGACUACGCUUAUACAGGAAGGCUUGAGGUCCCAGAGGAGCAUGUUAAACCUGUUUAUAGAAUGGCCACACUCCUGAAACUCAGCGAUGCCGCAAAUGCAUGUUGCAGUUUCCUGACAGCAAGCCUGACCAGUGAUAACUGCUUAGGUAUAAGGAUGUUUGCUGAAGAUGAGGUGCUUAGGCAAACGAUUGAUAACUUCAUUCAAAACAACAUCAAGGCAGUUACUGAGAGCAAGAAAUUCUAUGGCUUACCCCAAAUACCAGUUGAAAUAACAGGGGCUGAUCAAGAUCUAUUAGAAUCCAGUAAUGAAAAACACAUGUUUGAGUUAGUUCUGGCUUGGGCAAGAGAAAAUGUUGACCCAAACAAACCAAGAAUUGAAGAUUUAACAGAACAGGUUAAUGUAUUGAAUUUAAAUACAGACAACAGUUUAACAGAUUUCAAAGAUGUCAGCGAUGAAGUGGUCAAAGAUCAGGAUGGUAUUGUGCAGGAUUACAAAAAGAGCAUGAAAAAGAUGAAUAUUCCAAAACCAAAAGAUGGAACAGAGAAGCACAUAACAAAUGGCAGCAUUGGACAGGUCAGGAAAUUCAGUAUCAACCCUACUGGACCUGUAUCCAGGAAGGAAUGGAGUAUCAUUGCUACUCAUCAAAUAAAAGAUAAAUCCUGCAUGGCUCUUGCUAUGUUGAAUGGUGUGAUGGCAGCUAUUUCUAUUCACUACCGAGCUCCGACUGCUCCCAGUGGCACUAACACUCCAGAUGAACCGGACUCACCCCCCAACAGCAUUGUGGCUCCCACCAAAUUCUUUGACAGCAAGUCUUCUUUAACUCCACUGGCAGUGAUGAGUACAGCACGCUGUGCUUUUGGAUUGGAGGUCUUAAAUGGGCAGCUAGUAGCAUGUGGUGGAUAUGACCGAUCUGAAUGUCUUAAAACAUCAGAGACGUUUGAUUCAAACAGCAACAAAUGGAUUCCACUAGCGAACAUGGGGGUCCAGCGAGGACGUUUCAGUGUGGCCUCAGUUGGAGGUUUUAUUUAUGCAGUUGGUGGAUCAGAUGGCUUUAGGGAGCAGAGAGAAUUGGAAUAUUACGACCCCAACCAAAAAAUAUGGAUCACUCGUGGAGAAGCCCGAAAUGCCAAAGUGUCUCAAGGAUUGGCAUCACUUGAUGAAAAACUGUACUGUAUUGGAGGAUGCCUGGGACAGAAGAGUUCCAAUGAGUGUCAUGUGUAUGACCCCCAAACUAAUGAAUGGGAAACCAUAGCUCCAUUGAAUACAGCACGAUAUCAGGCAGCUGUUUGUACUUAUAUGGGCAGAAUCUAUGUGAUCGGUGGCACUGAUUCAUGGAUCUGCCUCAACUCUGUGGAAAUCUAUGACCCAGAACUGAAGAAGUGGCAGUUUGGACCCCAGCUAAAUGUAGCACGUCGAGGGGCAGGUUGUGAUGUAUUCAAUGGCACUGUGUACUUGACUGGUGGAAGUGAUGGUUCCCAGUCUCUGAAGUCCACCGAGAUCCUGACCCCAGACAGGGGCUGGGUAAUGGGCCCCUCCCUCAGCAUUCCCCGGGCCAAUGUGGGGGUGGUCACCUGUGGUAAUCGCUUCUUUGCUGUGGGAGGUUUCAGCGGCAAGAAGUUCUUGGACAGCAUGGAGUUUCUUUCUGAUAUUCACGGAGAAUGGUGCUGCUAUCUCCCAGUGGAGAAUUCAGUCAUUGCUGAAAAAAUGGCAAAACGAAACUCAGGGACAAGUUUACAGAAUUUGGAUCAAAAUGACAACUGCGAGAAGACCCCGGCCAUCAUUCCACAGGAAGGCGUUAAUGGUCAUUAGUCAGACUUGUAUUUUUCUAUCCGACUGAGGCUUUGUACUUAUGAAUCUGAAAGAGAAUAAUGAAAUAUGUUCAAAUUAUAUUUAUAUAUCAUUUUUAAGCCUAUGUAAAGAAAUUCAUUAAACAUGUUGCCUAUUUUUAAGUAGGUUUAAAUUGUUGGUUAGAAAUAAAUGAAUGUACAUGUAUAUAUAUUUAGAUCUUCACUAUUGUAAACCAUUUGUUAUUCACAGAUGCACUUUGGAAUGGCCAUUUUGUAUAUUGGGCAUUUUUUCAUUUGAACUUUAUGUUUUUGCUUGUGAAUAAAACUUGGUUUGUAGUACUUUGAUAAAAUUUCUGUGUUUACAGAUGUUGGUUAGUUAUGUACAAUUGUACAUGAAAUAUGUGAAAAUAAAUAUAAGUCAUAAAGUGAUAAGAAAAUGUAAUUUAUACAUGAAAAUGUAAUAAAAGAAAUAAACCAAGCUACAAUUGUGAUAUAAAUAUACAUGUACCAUAAAACGUUCUUACCUAGUACAUGUACAUGAAUUAAAUGAAUUAUUGUUAAUGCUCUCAGCAAAAUCAUUGUUGCAACUCCUGUUGAGUUUAACUCAAAUAUGAGAAAAGCCUGUAUUUACAGUUUUAAAACCUUGAAUUCGUUCAACACAAGUACCAAACCAAUGUUUGUUCUCAUGGUUGUUUCUUUAUAAUUGUGAUGUUUACUGAUUUGUAAUGUUGCUACAAUGUCAGGGAUUUAUUUCAUGUGUAAUCUGUAUAUCUAAGGAGUUUGUUGAUUUGAAGCAAAAUUCCAUUAAUGGAGACUUUAAUCAAAUUUUGAUAAUGCUCAGGCUCUUGUAAAUCAUAGAAAUUAAGGAAACCAUUAUCUGAAUGUUAGUACAGUGUGUACAUUUAUUUCCUUCCCAGAUUUUGUAAUAUCAAUAAAGAGGAGAAUUACUAUAUCUGUUUGAUCCUGCCAUUUUAUCAGAGUAAACUGCUUUAAUGAUUUACAUGUACAUAGUAUUUAGAUAUUUUUAAUCUUUGUGGUGGGAUUUGAUCCUGUAACUGUUUUUGUUUUGCCUAAGGAGUGAAUGAAAUUUCGGUAUGUUUUUUUUUGUGCAAGUGACAAGAGUGCUUCUAAAUUGGUUUAUAAGCUUUAGACUUAAGUGCUUCUUCACAUUCAGUACUAGUUACAACUGUUUGAAAUAUGUUGAAGAGAAUUGAGAUUGAUUUCUGACAUAAAGUAUUUGAUGAUUUGUAUACUUCCUACAUAAUGUAUUUGAUGUCCUUUCUUCUUGUAUAAAGGUUUAAUUGCAUGGAAUCCAUAAAGGCCUAGAUCUGCUUUCAUCUUGUCAUACAUAUUUAGAAAGUAGAAAUCAAAAGAACGAUUUACCAUCUCGCUAUCCUCAUCUUUUUAUCUAUUUUAUAUACAUGCGUUUUUGUAUUUUUCUUCCUCAAGAAUUUUUGUUCUUCUGAUUUACACUAACUUCAUUCCUGAAAAAGAUUUAUCAGUAUGAAUCAAACUGUAGAAUAAAAUAUCUGAUUUAAAA